This is a messenger RNA of Uranotaenia lowii, 5131 nucleotides long. RefSeq lists its product as uncharacterized. Lineage: Eukaryota; Metazoa; Arthropoda; Insecta; Diptera; Culicidae. The record is from RefSeq and is a predicted model, not a curated record. The transcript has 5 exons. Gene Ontology annotation, molecular function: zinc ion binding; protein binding. Bases 1085 to 4633 code for a protein of 1182 amino acids.
GACGUCGAGCGACUUGCAUUUUCGAACCGUCGUUUGUGUGGUCUUUUUCGUGGCGACAUUUUCUCCUCGGAUAAUUCGGAAAAAAGUCCGCAUUUCCUCCCGUAUGGUGCUGUUUCAAAGUCGCGGUCAUUUAGCGGAUGGAACACAGAUCCAGUGACUAGGGCCAGGGACCUAGGGGGCAUCCGGCGGAACACCCUUUGCGGGUCGGAUUUUCUGCUGCUGGCCAUCCCAGUUGGUUUUUUGAGUGCGCGAGUGGUGCGAAUAUCAUUUUUCUCAUCUUUCGUGUGGAAAAGAAAGAUGGUCGUCGUUGCAGCAGUUGGCGACGGCGAUGAAAAUUUAAAACGCAUUAUCAGCCUUCUUUGGUUUUUUAUUCGGUAUGGACGUUGCAGUAAUCAGUGAAAAUUGAUUUUAGAGGAAGAUAAUUUCUGUGUUUUCCCGGAUUGGAUUUUCUUUUAAUUGCUGCUAGUGAGUAAUAGUGACUGCGGUGACCGGAAUAAGCAAUGACUCAUUGGUCUUGCAGGAGAGGCAAUUGUUGCUGAUGGCAGCUGGAAUAAGCGUAUCCCAAGAGGUCGAUUGAGUUGUUUGGAAUUUGUAACCAGCCGUGGCUUCGGCAACCAAAGUUAUAGAAAAUAAAUCCGCCCAUUUCCGCGGAGGUUUCCCUUGGGUGACUCGGACUAAGCCGAGAAGUUUUUCCGGACGAGAGGCGAGUCCCGUGUGCCCUUCAAAAGUUUAACACAGAUAUAGACGACAGCGAGAAAACUCGUGGCCAGAAAGAAAAAUUUCACUCGUGUCACUUUUUGUUUUAUUUUUUCUUUCCCUCCUACUUUGGUGGCUCGAAAAAAAAAACAUUCAAUUCUGUGUGGAUUUUGGUUUCUGUUAAAUCGAGGAAGAAAACGUGGAUUGGAAAUAUUUUUGUGUGUUCGCGAUUUAUGAGCUUAUAUGCUAGGCUAAGAAGACGUUCCCUGGCCUAGUGUUGGUACCCGUACCAGAAGUUGCUAAGUGCCGGUGUUGGUGAAUGAAAUAAACUUCCAAUUCUCAAAGAUUUCCGGUGGAUUGUUUUCCUAUCGAACCGGAUCAUCCGAAAAUGUGGAACCCAUCGUUCGAAAUCGUCGUGGAGACGCUGACUGGGUCCGAGUUCGAGGUGACCGUCUGCGAUCGUGACACGGUCGGGUUCAUCAAGUCCAAGAUACAGAAAUAUGAAGGAAUUCCGGUCAACCAGCAGCAUCUCCUGUACAACCACAAGGAGCUCAGCGAUGGCCAAGAGAUGAAGGACAUCCCGCUGGUCAACGGAUCUCGUUUGAAGCUGGUACUGGGCAUGAAGGGUGGCCCCAUUUCCUCCAAGAGGGUGGUCACCAUUUCCGACUACGAGAACUGGUUCGAUAUGAAUGAUGUUUUGGCAAGACAAGAUACGGCAAACUUCAAGACCCCUGGGCUAAAACUGUUGGUCAACAAGAAGAACAUUCACCGUUUAAUGAAGGUACGUGCUGAGAAGGUUUCCGACAGUGUCAAGGGUGGCAUAUCGCGAACCAUUGGCAGUCAAAGCUGUGCCAGCGAUCUCGACGGCGAAGAACUGGAGCGGGAAAUACAGAAAGAACGCGACGAUAAGAUUACUGCUGAGAAAUUGAAUCAAAUCAAAACGAAGCUUCAUCAGAAGAAAAAGAAACACGCUGGAUCGGCUGCGACCCAGGUUGCCUGUGACCCGGAAGUCAUCAUAAAGGAAGAGAAAACUCCGAUAGCCCGACCUACAUUUUCGGCUGGUCCGAUCGGUUCGGCUAUCUCCCAGACUCCGCGACAGUUCGCUCAAACGGCUUCCAUCGCUACGGCCACCAAAGAACCGUUUUUGCCACAUAUCAACUUUCACAAUGCCAUCACACGUCAACACGUCGAGCAAAUCGAUCGGCACCAUCACUCGCAGAUACGCGAAAACCUUCAACGCAAUCGUUCCUUCAAAACAAUAAGCGCCAAGCACCACCUGAAUGUCUCCGCCCACGAUAUGACAGCGGUGCACGAUUCGAGCAGGCUCGAACGGUCGCUUUCGUUCCACUCCAACGGUAUCCUGAACCGCAUGGACUCGGAUCCCACCGGCAGCGGGGGCAUUCGGAGCAGCAGCAGUACCAGUGCGGCUGCCUAUCAGUCCCAAUCGCAACAUCAGUUAUCCUCGGCCUCACUACAUGAUAUCAUUGAACUGCUCAAAUAUACACCCUCCAAGUUGCGAACGAUUUCACACGACGGUUUGAACAAAGUUUCGGUUUCGAAAAAGUCCCACCAUCAUCAAUCGUCAUCCGCCAAACUGCUAGACAACAGCUCGCUCAAAAACAUUGAUGAAUUUUUGCGGGAUUACGACGCGGCGAUGAGUAGCCGGUGUAAAACUGCAACUGGCGGGGAAUGCAGUGGUGGUUCUACCGCUGCCAAUUUGCUGACAGAGAGUAUGUUCAACAAGGAUACCGGCUUCGGUCCCACGGAUUAUGGCUACGAAAAAAGUGCCAACGGGAACGGGUUGGAUAAAACCUUCCGUGCGCUGUACAAGUCAACUUCGGAUGACAACAGUACCUACGAACUUCCGAAGCUACUAAUCCGGGAGGAUUCCCCGGUUGAGUCUUUUCACAGUUCCUAUCCACAGCUGGAAACGGUAGCCCUGCGCGGGGAAUCACCUCGAAGCUUCAACAGUGCUGGUCCAGCCAACAAUGGGCUUACGGAAACCGGUACCGGAUCCCUAGCUCCUCCGACCAACAAUGGUGAAAAGAGUAAGCUAGCUUCCGGAUCAUUGUUGCAGCUGUACGAGCAUCCUUCAGCAACCUCUGCAGCGACGGCAACGGCUGCUGCUGCAACUACGGCUGGGACCAUUGGCAGCGGAGGAGUUUCGUCCGGUGGUGGUACAUGGUCCCCGCACUAUGGAGGUGUGGGCCAUCACCACUCGGAUCUGGGAAUCAAUGAAUUAGAGUUGAAGUUUAUCAACAAUGGCGUAUUGGACAAGGCUGGAAACGGGGGAUCCAUAUUCAAACUGCCGGCGGUUCCGAAUUUGGAUAUCAACCAGUGGAACGCUUUGUCUAAUGAAGUUGUACCGGAAAAAGGAAAGGAGGGAGAACCAAAUGCCAAUGCGCGUGCCUCGAGUGGGUUUGUCCAUAGUGAUCUUUCAAUUUCGUCUGAUGAAGAUGAUUUAUUUAGCAUAUCGGAUUUGAUUUACAAAAACCAGGCCAACAAAUCAAAAUCGAUUGAUUUGAACGAAUUUCGUAAGACGUUUGGCAGUAGUCCCACGCUGCUGAACAAUUUCGGUGGAACUAAUAGUAACUUGGCCCCACAGUUACCCAGGUUAGACGCAAUACCUUCGCAGUAUCGCAGAGGAUAUACGAAUCUGAAUGAUGCUGGGCUUUCGUGCUCUACAUCUGAGCUUGAGUGUGUUAAUACGACCACAAAAAAGAAGACUGGAAAUGGUGAUGGGGGUGAGCUAUCGCCAUUGUUGAAGCAUAGAAAUAACGACCAGGUGGCUUACGUUAGGAGUUAUGAAAAUUUGAAUCGAUAUAAAGCGUUUUCGACGAAAAACGGCGACGCUAGCGAUAUUCUUCGGUGUCAACAGGGUGCAGGGCAGCUACUGCCUGGUAUUAGUAAUUUAGAUAGUAUAGCUGACUCUGACUAUAACAGCAGCAGCGGAAAUGGUUCCAAUUUGAUUGACGACAGUUUCGCUGAUUUCGAAUGUAGGUUCUCUAGGUUAAAUUGUACUGGUGGAAGUGGAGGUGGUGCUGGUAGUAACAAUGGACAUCACGGUAAUUCCAGUCACCACCAGCAACAUCCAGCCGGUUGUAGUGGUAGCAUUAGCAAUACUCAAACCAGCGGCACCAGUAAUAGCCAACACCAUAGUAGUUGUCACAGUGGAAGUGGCAGCAGUCAUCGGAUACCAUCGUUAAAUGAUCUGAACCACCGAAAUCGACAUUUACAUAUGCCUUUCAAUAGCACCUCCUCGCCGUUCACCAGCAGCUCAAAUCCUUACUACUUUCCAUCGGAUGAAAGUCUGUUCAAUAUAGAUUCAUUUUUCGAUGAUUUCGUCGAAAUCGAUACCAGUGACAUCUUUGACAGUGCAGAAUAUAUCAAUAUGGGUAGUGGUGCUAGUCGAAAUUCAAACUCUUCCCUGCAAAAAUCAAACAAUACCAGUUUUCUGUUGCCAGAAUUGCUUCCCCAAGAAGAACUGCUGCUGAAAACGCAAUCGAGCUUCCCGGAAGCUAACGAUCUGUUGGUCGAUGGAGACCAUGCCUCGCUUAUCCACCAAAUCGAUGCUGGUGAAAUGGUACCGCAGAUGAUCAAGUCGGAAAUAGUUCCGCAUCCGGACAACCCCAUGGCUUAUGGGGGCAAUCGUCUCGUUCAGGAAGCAGCUGAUUUUCCCCAGCAAUCCAUUUCGGCUACCGCCACUAUACACCACCAUCCUGCUGAACCGGUGAAAUCCAAGAAACUACGCUGCGCUCAAUGCAAUAGAAAACUUGGGGUCAUCAUGAUCAUGCGGUGCCAUUGUGAGAAAAUAUUCUGCGCUCAACAUCGCUACGCCGAGGCGCACAACUGUUCCUACGAUUUCAAGCUCGAGGGCAAAAAGAUUCUGGAACGGGAAAACCCCAUGGUAGUGGCUCAGAAAUUGCCAAAAAUUUAGGACUGCGGGUGGGAAAACAUUCGGUGUUGCCGAAAUUCGAAAUCGCAAGGGAAUAUACUAUUAUAGAAAAUAAUCAUUUUUAGGGACUUAUUGAAAUAAAUUCUUACUGGUAUGAGAUCAUUUACUAACUUGGAUUUUAACCGGUUGAAUAAAAAAACUGUAGGUUAUUUACAUUCAAGGCUAAUGUAGGCACGUUUGAUUUGUACGAAAUUGUUUUCAUUCCUCACCCCGACAAUGUUAUUAAAUUUUAGGUGUGACGCUGACAUUCUAUUAACUUUUUUUUUCGAAAUUUGUAGUUAUUAAUAAUGGGAAAACAAACAAAAUCACAAUCUAUAGAAGAACUUAGUUGUAAUUUAAUAUAUACAUAUGUUAGAACAUCUGUUGUACAACAUAAUUUCAAAAUAGUUUUUUGUGUGUUCCUCUUCAAGGAAUGCCUUUCAUUAAGGUUUAACAUUUGUUUGGGAAUUCACCCUUAAAAUAAAUUUCUUAUUAAAUGUG